AUUCAUAGAAGUAAUUGAUAAUUUUUAAUCCUCCAAAUCUAACUCAUAAAUAAAUUUCGACAAAACAUCACAAUUUUAUCUUUAGCUGUUUUGACUUUUGAGCUCCAUCUCUGAUAUUUCAUCCUAUCCCCAAAAAAUGAGCCCAAAGACUCCCCAAAACCGCCGGAAAAGCAAAAAAACCACAACCUUCCCCUCUACACGGCGGGCCCCGCCCGCCAGCCCGAACCGUCGGGUCUCCCCUCCACCGUCCGCAGCGGCGCUCGCCGAGGGCGACCUCUUCGCCGAAGAGCUCUCGCGAUUCGAGACCCUCCAAAUCUCGCCGGAGAGCCCGAACCCUCGGAGUUUCCCGCACAGUGUGAAGCAGCAAUGCUGGGACAAGGCCGAGAAAAUCAAGGGCCGCCACCCGGAUAGGUGGCGGCGCGACCCCUUGGGCAACACUGUGUUCCGGAAGCUCGUCGGAUGCUCCGGUUGCCUCUGCCAUGAUUACGAUCACAUUAUUCCUUACUCUAAGGGCGGGAAAAGCACCUUAGAAAAUUGCCAAGUGUUGCAGGCAACUGUUAAUCGAUCCAAGGGAAACCGGACUGAGAUGUCCAAAAGUGAGCUUAUUCAGAAGAGUGCUUACUGCCGGGUUUCAGGUUUACUCGACUUCUAUAUUUGGCUAUCUAAGCGCGUGCAUAGUAACAUUGUUCUCCGAAAUUUACAUGAUACUUUUCAUAAAAUGUUAGAAUCUUCUCUUAAAUUCAAGAUGGCAGGGUUUGUUAUCAUCAAGAGUUAACUGUAAAAAUGACACACCAUUUACCCCUAACUUUCAAUUUUCACAUGACUUUUAAGACGUUGCAGUUACAACACCGUCUUUUAAUACUUCUUCAAUUACAACAUCCACAAAGUUUGUCUGGUUUGCACCCUAAAAUGACGUUAUUUUUCACAAUGAAGCGACAUUUUUCAAUCACUGAAGAACUUGGGGAUGUAACUGCAAAAUAUUUGAAAGUGUUAUGAUUGCAAUAUGUCUUGACAGCUGUGUGAAAGAUGCAAACUGCUCUAGUGAAUGUUGUGUUAUUUCCACUAGUUAAACACUUUUAUCAUUACCAAACUCUCAAACACUCAGCCCCACAACAAGCUUAAGCUGUGUAGCAAUGGAGCCAAUGCCACUGAUUCUUUUAGUGAGAAUGUUGUUUUCAUGGCUUGAUGUGAAUUAGUGCAGGUCGCGACAUGGACCUUCUUGAGUUGUCGGCCUAUGGCAAUGUUCGCCGUGGCCAAGAUUCCGGCGGAUGUAAAAUUCAAUAAUAAGCUUAUGCAUCGGCCAUAUGUAUAGCUUAAGGAUUAGUCUUGAUACAUGAAGGAAUUCUAACACAGAUGGGAAACUAAUUAACUAAGGGGACGGUUACUUUUAAGGAUUAUUCUUGAUACAUAAAAACACUAAGGUUAAUCCAUUAUUUGUUUACUUGGAUGGAUUGAAACUUUGGAAUAUUCCAAGGACCUUGAUUAUUUCUUUUAUUUAAGCUUGUUUUAUUUGAUUCC
This is a messenger RNA of Salvia miltiorrhiza (redroot sage), 1518 nucleotides long. RefSeq lists its product as uncharacterized. Lineage: Eukaryota; Viridiplantae; Streptophyta; Magnoliopsida; Lamiales; Lamiaceae. The record is from RefSeq and is a predicted model, not a curated record. Bases 137 to 775 code for a protein of 212 amino acids. The transcript has 3 exons. Gene Ontology annotation, molecular function: zinc ion binding; nucleic acid binding; endonuclease activity.